UUUACUAAUUGUCCUAGAAAAAAGUUAUUGGUAGAAAAUUUUUUGAUUUUUGGGUGUGAAAUUUUUCCAACCUAAAAUUGAAAUAUUUGUCUCGGCUCCCGACGACCUCGCCGCCGCUUCCUCACAGAAACAGUGGUUCAGCUGCUAACCCCCCGCCGUUGGAGAGAUCGCGCCACCACUCUUUUCUCCAUCAGACCCCAAGCGAUCGAAUUGCAAUUCUCCAAGCCCCCAGUCCUUGGAUGAGUUUCUGAAUUUCGCCAUCGAAAAGUUCACUACAAAUUUUCAAUGGGCAGUCGGAGGAAAAAGAAGCGUACUGUGGAUUCAGACGAGCCUUCUUCAUCGUCACCGUCCUCCUCCGAUGACUCCGACAGCUCCUCUAUGCGGUCGCGCCGCCAUCACCGCAGUGGCAGUUCUAGAAGGGAGAAGGACAAGGAACGAGAGUCGAGGAGUAGAGAUAGGGAGAGGAAGAGAAAAGAUAGGAAUAGGGAGAGAGAUAGAAAGAGGAGAAAGAAGAAAUUGAGAAGGGAGAGCAAGAGAAAGAGGGAUGAUUAUGGAUCUGAGAGUGAUAAUGAAUCACCCCAUUCAGGGGAUUCUGUUGAUAGCAGGUCUGAUAGACGGAAGGUGAAAAUUAUUGAGCCUGAAGUGAUUGUACGCCAGCUGCUGAAGGAAUUUCCUGAUGUUGGGAACGACUUAAAACAGCUUCUCAAGAUGAUUGAUGAUGGACAAGCUGUUGAUAUUAGCGGAAUUUCUGAAAGGUCUUUGGCCAAGCGUUUGAAGAAGCUGUUUGUUUCAUUAAAUCUUGAAGAGUCUCAAGAAAGGGUAUUCUUACUACCUUCCAAUGUCCGUCCCACUCUGGAAGUUAUUGGACCACUUAUUGAGACUCAUAUGGAACAAAAGAGCAACCAGGUUGACCAUUCUGUAACUGUGGAUGAUAAGUCGUCACCACCUUUGAAUAUGGAAACCACACAAGCAAGAGAGGACGAUAUGUCAGAAUUGGCAUACCCAGAUGGUGAAGCCAGUGGUCCUAAAAGAAGGAUGCUUGGCCCUGAAAUGCCAUCAGCUGAGCUGCUUGCUGCUGCAGCAAAACUAACCGAAGCACAAACUGAGCUUAGGGAAGCUGAGUUGGAGGAAGACGAUGAGUUAUUUGUCGGGCCUCCACCACCUGCUAUGGUUGCAGAAGCUGAAACAGCCAAUGAGGCAGAACGGUUUGAAGAGGUUACAAGAAUUAUGGAUGUUGAGGGAGAUAGUCCAUACGACAUAUUGGGAUUGAACCGAAACCUUUCCAUUGAAAAUAUUAAAAAGAGGUACUGGAAAAUGUCACUUUUGGUGCAUCCAGACAAAUGCUCUCAUCCUCAGGCUAACCAAGCUUUUAUUCGAUUAAAUAAUGCUUUCAAGGAAUUACAAGAUCCUGAUAAGCGGAAGGCACUGGAUGACAAAAUUAAAUUCAAGGAGGAACAGGAGCAAUUUAAAGUUGAAUUAAGAGGGAUGCGUGAGGCUGCAAAAUGGAGAAAAUCACAAGGAAUAUCAAUGGAGGGUGAUGAAGAACUCCUUGCCAACAUGGAUGAUGAAGUUAAAGUAGAACCCAAAAGAGAUGAAUGGAUGACCAGCCUUCCUCCUGAAAGAAAGCCUGGCAUGACUAUGCAAUCUUCUAGAUUCAGCAAGAGCUCCAAGGAAGGUCGUGGCGACACGAGUGUUUGGACUGAUACGCCUUUUGACAGAGCUCAGAAAGCAAAGAUGAGUUACUUGGAAGCAUACAAUGAAGCCGCUGCACUUGCUUCAAAUGAAGAAGCGAAGAAAUAUAGUUCAGAGUCAGCUUUAGUGGACAAAUAUAAUCAAGAAAAACGCUCUAAAUCGCUUGUAGAGAAGCACCGUGAAGGUGCAAAAAGCCGUGGAAAGAAAAAAUCGAAGCAGGUGGUGGAGAAAGAAGACGACUGGGUGGGAAAACAUCCAUGGAAGCCUUGGGAUCGUGAGAAGGAUUUAACUGCUGGUAGGAAGACCAUAAAUUUUGAUCCUGAGAACAUGGCUCAAGGCUUAGGUUCAAGGUUUUCCUCAGGAAGCUACCAAAGGAAUUUUCUUUAGAUCACCGAAUGUUAGAAUCAUUUGUAUCUGCAAUAUGGGAUAACUGAGGAUAGAAACUUUCUUUGCAAAUCCUUCUCUUGCCAUCUUUUGUCACACAAGUCUAACUAUGUUGUAUUAUAUUUCAUUUUAUUUUAGUGUAAUUGCAUUCUAAUUUCUAAUGCAAGUUGUUCAAAAAUGAGGGUAUGCUUUGAAUAUGAAAUUUUGUUUCCAUGA
Messenger RNA from Benincasa hispida (wax gourd), 2292 nucleotides. RefSeq names its product DNAJ heat shock N-terminal domain-containing protein. Lineage: Eukaryota; Viridiplantae; Streptophyta; Magnoliopsida; Cucurbitales; Cucurbitaceae. The record is from RefSeq and is a predicted model, not a curated record.